This is a messenger RNA of Letharia lupina, 408 nucleotides long. RefSeq lists its product as uncharacterized. The transcript is spliced from 2 exons. The record is from RefSeq and is a predicted model, not a curated record. Lineage: Eukaryota; Fungi; Ascomycota; Lecanoromycetes; Lecanorales; Parmeliaceae. The coding region runs from base 1 to 408 and encodes 135 amino acids.
AUGUAUGCAUUGGGCUACCAGUACGACAUCAAGAACCUUGAGAAAGAGGCUUUGGAGAGGUUCGAACCGGCCAUGAAGGGCAAAGAAGGAAAAGGCGACGAGUUCACAGCUGUACUCGGGGUCGUAAGUACCACAUACGAGACUACUCCAGAUAGUGAUCGCGGCCUUCGCGAUGUCGUCGUAGCCUUUGGGGCGAAGCACUUGGAGGAUAUAAAAGACCUGCUGGAGGGAGACAAUCACGGCUCAGAUUCCAAAGUACACGAUUCAAAAAAGAAGAAGGUUUACAGAAAGAUCUGCCAGCGUGGGCGUUGCCCAAACAUGGACAAGUGGAAGUAUGACCGAGUUCGCUGCGAGUGCGGAAAGUACCAGCAUUUGACACCAGACGAGAUGGUGAAUGCAUCUUUAUAG